Alligator mississippiensis (American alligator) is the source of this 7335-nucleotide messenger RNA. RefSeq names its product A-kinase anchor inhibitor 1 (gene AKAIN1). The transcript is spliced from 2 exons. Lineage: Eukaryota; Metazoa; Chordata; Crocodylia; Alligatoridae. The record is from RefSeq and is a predicted model, not a curated record. The coding region runs from base 1058 to 1261 and encodes 67 amino acids.
UUUCCUGCUUUUCCUAUUUCUCUUAAAUUAAAAUGGCCUGCACUGCUCAAAACUAGGCAGGCCACGGCCCCUGCUAUCAGUUACAUAUAUUAUGCAAUUUGCUGGUGAAUUACACAAAAAAUUUAGAUCGGUCACAUGUGCAAAGUAAUGAUCACACCAUUCACUGGUAAAUCAUGCAAUAAAUUUAAACUGGUCACAGGUGCGAAGUAACAAUCACACCAUUCAUUGGCGAACCGUACAAUAAAUUUAGUGCAGUCACACGUGCAAAGUACUGAUCACACCAUUCAUAGUGAAUCCCAUAGUAAAUUUAGACUGGCCAAGCUGCAAAGUAAUGAUCACACCAUUCAUUAGUGAAUCCUGCAAUAAAUUUACCCUGGCCACACAUGCAAAGUAGAUUGCCCCGUUCAUUGGUGAAUCGCACAAUAAAUGUAGGCUGGCGGCAGUGCAAAGUAGCAAUCAUACCAUUUCCCUGUGAAUCGCAGUAAAUAAAUUUGGAGCCACCCCACGUGCAAAGUCAUUUGGACAAUAGGGGCUGUCCAACUGCACAAAAAAAGAGGCAACCAGCUCAAAAGUUACUGCUUGGAAAUGGGCAUCACCUGUAGGGCUAGUUCCCAGGCAGCUUUCAUUUGAACCUGAGCUUUCCACAUGUCAAGGCCACACGUGCAGCCGGGGGCCCCUGCUACAGCCUGACCCAAUUAGCAGGGGCUCCGCGGGGGGCAGGCAGCACUUCGCGGGGCGCUGCACGCGAGUUCUUCAGGAGCAAUUAGCUCGUGGCCCCGCUGGGAAGACCUGCUCUUCCCUUCCCCCUGCCUGCGGCGGCGGCCGAGCUGUUUCCCUGAGCGGCGGCGGGCGCGGGGCGGAAGGGACGAGCCGAGCUCAGCUCCGCGCCCCCGCCUCGCGCUCCCGGAGCGGUGCAUUGUGGAGGGCGGCCGGCGACGCUGGGACCUGUCCAAGGUGCUGCCGCACCGCGAGUCCCUGCAGCUCCCCCGCCCGCCCCGCGGCCGCCCUGCUCCUCCCCGCGGCCGCCUCGGCGCCCCCUCCCGCGGCCGGGAGCACCAUGGUGUUCGUCCCAGGUGAGAAACCUGGAAAUGAACAAGAAGUGAGGUUGCAGAAUGCCAGCAAGCAGAUAGUGCAAGCUGCUAUCCUACAAGCUGUACAACAAGUCUCCCAGGAGAAUCAGCAAAAGGAGAAGAAAAUAAACAGCAGUGUGAGCCUCCAGCUAGAAAGAGGGGAAUUAACCAAGAAACAUGAAAAGAAGUAAAGGCAUGAACCCUUUGUUCUGGUCCUCCAGUUUGAAGUAAUUCCAGCCUUCCUUUUAGUAUCAGCUGUUGUUGCCAGUGCAAUGUUACUACUGUAAAGCAAACCAAAGUAUAAUCAGCACCUAGACCUAGAGUAAAACUGCAAUAGUCCUCAGCUGAGAAAUAUUAAGUGCAUUAGGUGACUAACUUCAUAUUUAUGCAGUGCCUCUUAAACAUAACAGAAAACAAUACUAUAGCUAUACAAGUAGUUUCAAGCACAAUCUUCUCUAAAGGUAGUUUUAUAUUCAAAAGCUUGUUGUUACUGCAUUUCUGUAUGAAUGUUGUGUGCUUCAUCUGUGUCUAUUCAACAGGCAAAUAUCUUCAUACAGUUAUGGGCUUCCCAAGGAUUAUCUGUGUCAACUGAACUAUGUGUUGUGGCGUGCUGGAGAAGAGCUUGAAACAUGAGUCCGUAUUUUUUUUCAUUGAGGCUGGGCUGCACAAAAUAGGAGCAGUAAAAUGGAUUUGGAAACUUCCAAGAACUAAUCUGAUUUCAACCCAAGAAAGUGUAAGGUCUAGAACUAUGAUCUAGAACUACUGGGUUUUCCUUUUUUUUAAGUAUCUUGAAGCUGAUCUAAAUAUUUAAUCUGCACAAAAGUCAUUUGUGCCUUUUCAUUUUGUCAAUAUUAAAAGAAGACAGGGGAGGUAUUAUACAGGUGCCUAACUCUUCCUUUGAUUUUGCAAACAUAUCUAUGCUUAGAUUUAUAAGAAUUAAAACUAAUGUCUAAAAUAUUUAAAGAUUUUUAAUUUAAAAUUUAUGAAAAUUCUGGUGGAUGAAAAUAUGCUGUGAAUUAAUCUGGGCAUUAUAGUCAUUUUCCAUUUGCUGGGUCUAAAAUAACUUCAGUUCUGUACAAUUUUCACAUAAAUUCACUUAAAUGGCAGUACACUUGGUUGGGGUUGGUACUUAAAUUCCCUUACAUUCUAAUACCAAAUUGCUGUAGAAAUGCACAAUAGCCAUGGGAAAAAUGUAUUCAAUACUACUUUCAAUUUAUGCUCAGCAAUUAAAAUGUAGGUUGUAUUCUUGUGCCGGUGACAUGAAGAACAGGUUAUUCAGGUCAAGGAAUGACCUAUACAGUUGCCUCAACAAAAUGUCUAUAUUAGUGGACACAAUGACAAGCAGGGGUGUGUGAUUUGUGGAGCCACAAACUACAUGUGUGGAAUGUUAAAACAUGGCCCAUGCUGCAAAUUUGCAGUGUGAGGACAAAAUUUGCUACUGGGAUUUCCAGGUAGCAAAAAAAAAGUGCUAGGAAAAAAAGCGGCACAGCACAUGCUACAAUAGCAUGCACUGGCACAAAUGGAGGUUUGGUCCUCCAGUGAGACACUCUGGCUGCCAUCCAGAGUGACUCUAUAGUCCAUUUCUACUCCAGCUACUCCAGCAUGCCAGGGGUCAGGAGGAGCUGGACAAGGGCAGUUUGCCCACAGCAGGAAAGUGUGUCCCACACCAUAUUUGUGCUGCUAGUAUUUGUGCCACUGCAGGUGCAUGCCCUGGCACAUCUGGAUGCGGCCAAUGGCUGCGAGUCAUAGUCUACGUAGAACGAUUUCAUUUGGAGAAGGGGAGACUAGCUUUUCUAACUGCCUUUGCUACUCAUGGAUAAGUUUCUUAGAGAAUCUUUUGGUUUAUGGAUGAAUUGGCUAUUACACAGCACAUCCCACAGCUAGUGCUGAAAACCUUCAGGGGUCUUUCUAGUGGCUGAAGUCUUAACUUCUUAAUAUCCACACAUGCUAUAAUGCUAACCUCCUAAAUCUGCAUGGUUGUAAUGUCUUUAACUGAUUAUUUACACCAGAUAAUAAUAUAUCUUAUUUUACUUAGGUAACUUAAUCUAUUUUAAUCUAUUUCAACAGGCAAAGAAAAAUAAUUCCAAAUGAUAAAACUAGUAUUUCUUAGCUCUUAAAAUAUGAAAAAUUGGACAAACGCUAAACAGCCUUCUCUUGCUCAUAUCAUAGUGCAUUUUACCAUGUACAUUUUCCGAGUGAAACAUCCAAAACCUAAGAGAAGGCACAAGUUAGUAGAUCACAAGUGCUAGCCUUGGGUUGAGGGAUGGCUCCUUUCUAGGCAAUCAAUAUCUUACUAAUCUCUCAGAAAGUUUAAAGAGCUGGCUCAAGAGUUAAUGGCCAAGUUUGUGAGCAGGCAGGGACUAUUUAUGAUAUGAUGGUAAGCUGGAAAGAUUUUAGCACUGAAGGUGUCAUUUUCCAUUUAUUAUAAAGUUGUUUUUACAUUGUCUUUUUAACGAAGAAAUGUUUUGUGUUGCACAACUUGAAUGGAUGGGAAAAAGGAAAGCAAUGUUCAGAUUCCCUAGACAACUUUUUCGGAGUGCUAGAAAAGAGACCGGGGGAAGAUAAAUGUAGAACUCAACCUAAGCACUUAACCUAAGACUAAGAUAUGACAACAAGUUAUGUUUAAUUUCUGGUGUGAGAUAUAUCCAUACAUUUGUUCAUAAUUUGGCAACACACUAAUUAUAUUGCAUAUAGAUUUUAUUAAGACCUAAACUGAAUAUUGCAGCUAGAGUUAGAAUAUCUUGCAUAAUUGUUUAUAAAAUCAUAAGCUGGGCAGACAACAUGUUAAUUCAAGUCUUUUUUUUCAAUGUCUAACUGGCUUUCCAAUAUCACAACAGCACCUGAAAAUGGAAUUUCUAUCCACAAUAAUAAACAUAUGCAAAUUAUCUUAGUGUCCUUUUGUAUGUGGUAACAUCAAAUACAACUGUCAAUGAAUUAAUACACUCUAGUAAAGGAUUUUUUAAGUUAAACUGACAAAGGUUAUUCACAUUUUGGAAAUGAAAGCACUCGGGAUAGAAUAUGUGCUUGAAAAAAAUAUGGCACUUGCUACAAACCACAGGUUAUCCACUUAUGCCCUGAUUUGGGGUAGAAUCUAUGAGAGUAGACCCACAGGCUCUUGCCUCACCUCACUGACCAAAACUAAUCUUUGUGAAAGUACAGGGAUCCAUAACCACACAGCUGUUUGUACAACCAGGUGCUUAGUGGGUUAAGAAGUGGUCCUCUGGUAAUAUAUUCCUGCUCACAGUAGCAAGGGACUAUCAAAAGCAGAGUUUCCUUUCAAGUUAUUCUCAUUAGUCAGGUUGUGGUUCUGUUUUGCUUGCUUAAAAAUGGAAGUGUUUCAUUCUCCUCAUACUUGCUUUCGUAGAAUUUUUGUCCUUUUAGAAUUUAAUUGGGUUUCAUGUAUGGACUUGCUAAUCCAAGACUAAAAAAAUACCAGUUCACGUUUUUUACUUAUUUGACUAGCACUUCAGGGACUUUACAGCAUACUUUUCCUUUUCUGUUCAUUAAAUAUUUAUGCAAAACAAGCUGCAGCUACAAAUUAAUGUUAUGAAAGAAAGGAAGCAUUUUUCAACGGUGUGUGGCAGAUGGUCUCUUUACUUACAUUAGACCAUUUAAAACAAUGCAACCUAUUUGCAUUUGCUCAAGACUAAAGCUGAAAGUAAAAGCGGCAAAAACACAACUUUUUUGUGUACUGAGAAGUUUAAAAUCUGAUGUAAGCUGAUAGCUGCAAAUUUGUAAAAUAUACGUAUGGACUCUGCUGAUUCAGAAAUAUCAACAUACCCAUAAAAUGUUUUCUGCAUGCAUCUGUAACUGAAAACCAUACAGAAUUCACAAUUUAUGUAGAAUGCAGCUGUUUGGCUGGUGUUGUGAGAUGGAAGGAGAAUAUUACAUCAGUCUACUGAAGCCUUGUCAUGUUCCCUGCCUGAUCUUGGAUUCAAUUCAAGGUACUGAUUGCAACGUAUAAACUCUUGGUUAAAAUGAAACUGGUCCUGUAAGGAAGUUAUGGCCAAACCCUUCCUGUGUUUAAUCAUAUAAUUGACCUCCUGCACAUCUGCUGAUUUCUUUUAGUAAAACUUUGUAUCACAAGGGACAUAGGAGACACUUGUGUAUCACACUACAGAACCAACCUAGCCCACAGGUUUCCAAAGUUGUUAAUCAUAACAACGCUAAGCUUCCUAAAUGCAUAUCUAGUAAAAUCAAACAAGCCAACAUUCUUAUAGGAACACCCCUAAAUAUAUAAUGGCCCUUAAGUCUUAACUAAAAAGUAUACACAUACACACAUUAGAACAGUAAGAACCAAUCCAGAUGAAGACAUGCCCAUUCUGUGUUAUGGUUUUACUAUAUCCUUUUAUCAUCCAAAUCAGAGCUUUCCAAACUUUUCAUGUUGGUGACACACUUUUUAGACAUGCAUCAUUUCACGACACAGUAAUUCAGUUUUACUAGCAAGCCGGAGGUUAAACUAACCCGUUAUAAGAGAUAUGGACGCAUACAUAAAUUGUAAUAACGAAAUGUAUGGGGACACAACAUAUCUCAUGAAAACCUUUCAUUUAUAUUUUUAAAAAUAUAUGAUUUGUAAGAUAAUAACAUACAAUGUUGUCUUUUAUGAGUAACAGUAUGUAAGUAUGUGCAAGAAUUAAAAAAAGUUGAAUAACACCAAUAACUACUUACCAUUUUAAUGGGAUGUAUGAGGUUGAUGGGAUGAACACAGUUUCUGAAUAUUUGGUGGAAUAUUAGAUAAAGACACUCGCAUUUCGUCAUCAAGCAUUUUUAAGCUUCCACGUUUCAGUGUCUUUAAGUUUGCCAUUGUUGCAAAGGAUACUUCACAAAUGUAUGUAGUAGAAAACUGCAGAAGAAUUUUUAACGCUUUUUUAGCUAUGUUUGGGUGCAUUUUUGAAUUGCGAAUCCAAAAGCUGUCUAAGUCACCCUCUUCAUACAUCAUUAACAGAUUUCGAUCAUUUUUUUAUGUCAGCUAAUUCUUCUUCUUCAAUAAGUGAAAAGUUCCUCAUUGCAGUUGAAAGAAAUGGAUUUCUGAUCCAAUCAUAGUUUUGGAUUUCAACAUUUGGGAAGUAAUGCUGAAUUUUCUCUCCGAGCAAUGUUAAAUGGUCAACAAUUAGCAAGCUGAUCACAUUUUAGCUCACACUCAGCAGUUUUGGAAAACAUUUCAAAAUUUCCUUCUUUCACUUUCCUUUUCCAAAUUGCUAUUUUGUCUCUCAUAGCACAAAUUUUAUCUACCGCUGUUAAGAUAUUUUCUCCUUUUCCUUGCAUACUGGUGUUUAUUUUAUUCAAAUGUUCAAGUAUGUCAGCAAGAUAUGCCAAUUUUGUGCACCAAAGUUUGUUUUGAAUUAGAUUGCAGAAUUCAUUUUGCUGAUUUUCCACAAAAAGUUUAAGCAUCAUUUCCCUCAAUUCGUAUACACGACAAAGCACUCGACCUCUUGAGAGCCAGCGAACUUCUGUGUGUAGUAGAAGCUUUUUAAACCAUGCCCCCAUUUCUUCACAAAUAUGAGCAAAUAAUCUUGAUUGAAGAGGUCUACUUUUAAUGUAAUUGACCAUUUGAACCACUUUGUCCAAAACUUUUCUUAAUUCAUUUCCAAUGGUUUGCGCGACUAGUGCUUUGCGAUGUAAAAAGCAAUGAGUAAUUAUAAUAUUUUCAUUCUCUUUCUUUGCUAAAGCUAUAAAACCUUUUGUUGAACCAACCAUUGAGGGUGCGCCAUCUGUGCAUAUUCCUACACAAUUUAACCAUUGCAAAUUAUUUUCCUUCAUGAAACAAUCUAAAUUUUUAAAUAUAUCUUCACCUCUAGUUCUCAUUGGAAGUUCUAGACAAUACAAGAAUUGCUCAAUAGUUCUGUCAGUAUGAAUGAAACGUAUAAAAACCAAUAAUUGUGCUAACCCACUGACAUCUGUUGCUUCGUCUAAUUGCAAUGUAAAGAUCAUAUUAUCGUCUUGAAAAAUAUCCUUCAUUUGCUGCUUAAUGUCAUCAGACAUGUCUUGAAUACGUCUUCCAAUCGUGUUAUCUGCCAAAGGGAUUUUAUUAACUUCCAUCUCAAAUUCGGGCCCAAACAUUGUUCAAACAAUAGCACAGCAAGAUUCCUUUAUGGUGGUUUUGGCAAUAGUGUGUGGGUCCUUGUUUUUGGCAGUUAUUUGAGCAACCAAGUAACUUGCCUUUUGAGCUUUCUCUGAUGUCUUUAUUCUCUUUGUGAAUGAUGCAGACUGCUUCUUUAUAGAUUUUGAAAGCUCAAUAAAGUAUUCUACUGGUUUUUCUGACAAA